Molecule: messenger RNA, 4475 nt
Organism: Hemiscyllium ocellatum (epaulette shark)
Lineage: Eukaryota; Metazoa; Chordata; Chondrichthyes; Orectolobiformes; Hemiscylliidae
Product: activin receptor type-1-like
Exons: 11
Coding region: 464-2002 (512 amino acids)
Biological process (GO): dorsal/ventral pattern formation; transforming growth factor beta receptor signaling pathway; angiogenesis
Cellular component (GO): plasma membrane; BMP receptor complex
Molecular function (GO): ATP binding; transforming growth factor beta receptor activity, type I; SMAD binding
Source: RefSeq, a predicted model, not a curated record
GCCUGGCCAGACAGGAAGAGACAGCAAUAAGAGAACAUUUGAGUUUCUCCCACAUCCAUAUAGUGACUGCUGCCAAGGGUACAGAGAGAAACAGGAAACUGAAGGAACAGAUUUAGUCCAGGGGACUGGCUAUGACAAUGAGGGGUGGACUGUUGAAACUUAAUUCCUAUUUCUUUUCCCUUGGCUGUGCGAUGGUGUGUGCCUGUGAUCUCUCUCUCUCUCUGACUCUCUCUGUUAAGUUUGGGUCUGUUUAAAGAACACUCCUAGACUAUUGGCAUUGACGUCUCAAGAUCGAAUUGAUUCGGAUUUGUCUGGUGCAUGCAAGAUACGACGGACAGCUGUCAGAGCUCAGCACCGCACUGAAGGAAGGAGCAGUCUCAGAGGAAUGUAGCCCAGCAACCAUUGCCAGUCCUGCCACUCACCAGAAAGUGCCAGCAGCAGGAAUAAGCAGCAGGAUCAGCCAAUGCUUCCAAAGCCAUUCCCUAUGGCCCCCAGGUCUCCGAUGGUGGUGAAAGCACUCUCUGCCAUUAUCCUGGCAGGACUGAUCAGUUCCCCCUCUGCUUCCGAAGGUGAGCAGGAGCCCGUGAGGUUCGAGUGCGUUUGUGAGGGCGGCUAUUGUGAAACGGAGACUUGUCGCGGAGUGCAGUGUUUCGUUUCCGUCGACAGCCAGUUUCUGGGUCAGAUUAGGAAGGGCUGCCAUUCAUAUCAGGAGGUACCCUGUGAAUACUCGCAGCCUUACCUCCGUAUCGUGUGCUGCAAAGGGAACUUGUGCAACCGAAAUCUCACCUUGCAAGAGGAGAAAGACCCUCUGAAUCCAUCCAAUAAUGUCAGUCACGUGACGAUGAUGAUCGUUCCAAUCGUGGUGGUGGGAGUCCUGGUUAUCUUCCUGCUGCUGAUCUACAAGAAGUACUGCAGAUACCAAAUCACCCCAAUCCUCAGGAAGAGCAAAAAGCAAAACCCGGCAGAGAUGUUGCGAGUACCUGAGCUCGGAGACAACACGUUGACUGACCUGUUCGAUCAUUCCUGCACAUCGGGGAGUGGAUCUGGGCUGCCCUUCCUGGUCCAGAGAACUAUGGCACGGCAGAUCACACUGGUCGAGUGCGUAGGGAAAGGUCGCUACGGGGAGGUGUGGAGAGGCGUGUGGCAGGGGGAAAACGUGGCCGUCAAGAUUUUCUCCUCAAGGGACGAGCAGUCCUGGUUUCGAGAGACCGAGAUCUACAACACGAUACUGUUGCGACAUGACAAUAUUCUCGGGUUCAUCGCCUCGGACAUGACGUCACGGAACUCGAGUACCCAGCUCUGGCUCAUCACGCGUUACCAUGAGAACGGCUCGCUGUACGACUACCUGCAGUGUAACACGGUCGACACAGAGGGCUGCCUGAGACUCGCGCUGUCCAUCAUCAGCGGCCUGGUCCACCUGCACGCGGAGAUCAUUGGUACGCCCGGCAAGGCCGCCAUCGCUCACCGAGACCUCAAAAGCCGAAACAUUCUCGUCAAGAGAAACAAACAGUGUUGCAUCGCAGACCUAGGCUUAGCAGUCAUCCACUCCCAGAACAAUGACUUCCUGGACGUCGGAAACAAUCCCAAAGUCGGGACCAAGCGCUAUAUGGCUCCGGAGGUGCUGGAUGAGACAAUCCGCACCAACAGCUUCGAGUCAUAUAAAGCGACAGACAUCUGGGCAUUCGGUCUUGUACUGUGGGAGAUUGCGAGGAGGACCUCGAUAAACGGGAUCACAGAAGAGUACAGGCCUCCGUUCUACGACGUGGUGCCCACUGACCCCACUUUCGAGGACAUGAGGAAAGUUGUCUGCACCGACCAGUACAGACCCAGUGUUCCCAACAAGUGGCUCUCCGAUCCGAUUCUCUUCUCCCUGGCCAAGCUGAUGAAGGAGUCGUGGUACCAGAACCCAACAGCUCGGCUGACUGCCCUCCGCAUUAAGAAGACGCUAAGCUCCUUGGCCAGUUCAGGCAACCUGCUGCACAAACUCAAAACAGACAGCUAGCUCUUCUUAACUCAGUCCCCCCCAAAAAAUACAACGACAACAAGCAGAGGUCUGACAGACCUUCUCAGACGGCAGCUGCCAGUUCAUCUACCGCAACCCCUGUCCAAUCCCCCCACCCUCUUCCUGACCUGCCAUACAAUUUCUGCCUCUUCUGCAGCGCUGGCUUUAAUUCUGUCUGGAGUCUGCCUCGCAGUGAGAUCUGUGCACUGGCUGGUGUGUCAGGAUCAAGGCGUUUUGGGAAUUGGCUGUGCUCAUCUAGGGGGAAUGGUGUGGUCCUGGUGUCGUCCAUUCCAACACAUUGAGAGUGUGUGUGUGUGUGUGUGUGAGAGAGAGAAUCGAUGUGUUUCUAUGUAAUUGUGUGUGUAUGAGUCUGUGCGUGUGUCCCCAUAUGUGUGUGUAUCAGUGCCAAUGUGUGUCCAUGACUGUAUAAUAAUGCCUGUGGUAACUCAGUACCUGUGUGCCUAGUGUGUCCUUAUCUAUGACAGUGCCUGUGGUGAGUCAGUACAUUGUACAUCAAUGCUUGAGUGUGUCCGUGUGUGUGUGUGACAGUUCCUCAGUGUGUGUUUGUCAGUGCCUUUGUGACUAUGUCUGUCUGUGUCCACCUGUGUGUGCGUCAGUCUGUGUACCUCUAUGUGUCUGUUUGCAGUAUCUUGUUGUUGUACAUGUGCCUCUGUUUGUGAGUAAGUCUCUCUGUAUAUGCCUGUGUGUGUCAGAAUUGACCAGUGUAUGUUCGUACGCACACUAAUGUCUGUGUCCACAUCCGUGUGUAAGGCUACAUGUCUGUCUGUGUAUGUUGAUGUGUUUGUGUUCAUGUGUGCACACAUGUAUGUGUGCUCAUAUGCCUGUGUAUGUGUAUCUGUGUUACUCUGUGUAUGUGUGUGUACCUGUAGCUGUGUGACUCUGUAUGUGUCUGUGAAAGUGUGUUUCUGUGAGUGUGUGUGGGCGUCUGAAUGUUUUUGUAUGUGAGUGUGUCUCUGUGUGAGUGUGCCUCUGUGUGAGUGUGUGGCUCUGUGAGUGUCUUAGGUCAGUAUGAAUCUGCGUGUGCCUGUAUGUGGAUGACUGUGCAUAUAUGUGAGUGUGUCUGUGUAUCUCUAUGUUUAUUUGUGUGUGCGUGUAUAUCUGUGUGUGUCAAUCUGUGUGUGUAUGCAUAUGCGCGCGUGCCUGUGUGUGUUUGCAUGUAUGUGUGUGUGCAUAUGCGUGCGCGUCUGUGUGCGUGUGUAUCUGUGUCAGUGUGUGUGGAUGUGUGAGUGUGUGUGCGUAUGUGUAACUGUCUGUGUGUGUGCGCGUGUAUCUGUGCCUGUGUGUGUGUAUGCAUGUGUCUGUGUGUGUGUGUGUGUGCACAUGUGUCUGUGAGUACGUGUGUAUGUGUGGAUGUGUGUGUGUGCGUAUGUGUGGAUGUGUGUGUGCAUGUGUGCAUGUAUCUGUGUCUGUGAGUGUGAGUGCGUGUGCGUGUAUCUGUGUCUGUGAGUGUAUGUGUGUGAGUGCGUGUAUCUGUGUGUGUGUGUGAGUGCGUGUGAGUGUAUCUGUGUCUGUGUGUGCGUGUGUGUAUCUGUGUCUGUGAGUGUGUGUGUGUGAGUGCGUGUAUCUGUGUCUGAGUGUGUGUGUGUGUAUCUGUGUAUGUGUGAGUGCGUGUGCGUGUAUCUGUGUCUGAGUGCGUGUGUGUGUGUGCGCGAGUGUGUGCGUGUAUCUGUGUCUGUGAGUGUGUGUGAGUGCGUCUGCGUGUAUCUGUGUAUGUGAGUGUGCGUGUAUCUGUGUCUGUGAGUGUGUGUGUGAGAGUGCGUGUAUCUGUGUCCGAGUGUGUGUGUGUAUAUCUGUGUAUGUGUGAGUGCGUGUGCGUGUAUCUGUGUCUGAGUGCGUGUGUGUGUGUGCGCGAGUGCGUGCGUGUAUCUGUGUCUGCGAGUGUGUGUGAGUGCGUGUGCGUGUAUCUGUGUGAAUGUGUGUAUGUGUGAGUGCACGUGUAUCUAUGUCUGUGUGUGUAUCUGUGCAAGUGUGAGUGUGCCUAUCUGUGCAAGUGUGUGUGUGUGUGUGUGUGAGUGUGCGUGUGUCUAUGUGUAUCUGUGCGAGUGUGUGUGUGUACAUGUGAGUGUGCGUGUGUCUAUGUCUGUGUGUGUGUGUGUGUGUGUGUACAUGUGUGUGUGCGUGUGUCUAUGUCUGUGUGUGUGUGUGUCAGAAUUGGCUUCAGCAGUGAUGCCCUUCCCAGUCUUUGGGUCUGGAUCAAUAUCAGCUUCAGCAGCACAGGUAUGGGGAGCAGGAAAUAAAAGGCUAUUGUGGGAUUUGGUGAGGAAAAUGAAUUCACUCUAGACACCUUGUGCAUUCUCAGUGCUCUGUGAUGCUGCCAGUGAGAGAUUAAGUAAAAUAAAAACGCAUCUAUUUUGUUUGCAUUAAUGUUAUUCUAAUUAAUCCCAUAAUCAUCAUAUUUGAAGUAUACUUUAUUAAUUGCACUUUCACAGGAACAAUAAAGCAAAUGAAAUCC